Molecule: messenger RNA, 375 nt
Organism: Drosophila subpulchrella
Lineage: Eukaryota; Metazoa; Arthropoda; Insecta; Diptera; Drosophilidae
Product: major prion protein
Exons: 2
Coding region: 1-375 (124 amino acids)
Source: RefSeq, a predicted model, not a curated record
AUGGCUUUCCGUUAUAUUUUCGUGAUCAGUGCUCUGGUUGUCCUGGCCCAAGGAUCUUAUCUGUCGUCAGUGCAUCAGGAUUCUGGGGUUGGAGUGCACCACUCUGGAGUGGUUUCAUCUGGAGCUCCUGUUCUUGGUGCUUCACGAGGCCAUUCAGCUGUUCCCCAGCCUCAACGCCCCGUCUCUGGUCAUGGAUCUCUUGCUGGUCCAGUUGGAGGAUCCCGUCGAGUGGGUGGUGGAGGAGAAGCCGGAUAUCGUCCUCAUGGUGGUGCUCCUCGUCGUCCAUCUGCUGGCGCCCACGGUCGUCCCAUCGGAGGUGGAGCUGCCCAUGGAAAUGCUCACCAGAAUCGCAAUCGCAGCCAGAAACCCUAUUAA